AUGUUCUUGUCACUGUUGGUCCUAUCCUCCUCGACCGACGCGUUGAGGCCAUUUGACAGAUUGCGGCCAAGAGCAAGCGAGAGCCAACGAGCGACAACCACGGUCAAGGGAGAGCCUCUAAAAACAGUCUACAUCGUCCGCUUCCACGCCAUGCCCCCCGCCGCCACGUACUCUGGCGGAAUCCUCGGCUUCCCCGCAACCGCUGCGCCGAUGGACGACUCCGACGACGGGCUCAUCGCCAGCGCGGCUUCCGCGGGGUCGGGGGGAGCCGGCGGUCUGCGCCGCGCGUUCGACGCGUCGCAGCCGCACGUGCGCGCGUACGCGGCGCAUCUGGUGCGCAUGCACGGCGCGGUGCUGGCCGAGGCGGGGGUCGACAGAAGCGCGCACGUUUACAGCUACACAUACGCUAUGAACGGCGUAGCAGCCACGCUCACUCCGCAGCAAGUGGAGAUCCUCAAGCGACGGCCAGAGGUGGGGUCGGUGAGAGAGGCGCCCAAGUUCGAGCUGCAUACGACCUUCACGCCCACGUUCCUCAACCUGCGCAAGCGCGUGUGGAGCAACGAGACGCUACAGAACGGGCAGAAGGGCGCGGGGCAGCAGGGCGAGGACGUGAUUAUCGGCGUGAUUGACACGGGGAUUUGGCGGGAAAACCCUGCUUUCAGUGAGGAUGUCACCCCGCCCUACGGCCCAGUGCCAGCGCAGUGGAAGGGGGCGUGCAUGACGUCAGCGGACUUCCCCAGCUGCAACCGCAAGCUGAUCGGCGCGCGGGGGUUCUUCCAGGGGCUCGAGGCGUCGGGGUACACUAUGGACUGGACCAUCGACUAUAAAUCGGCGAGAGAUGUGGCGGGGCAUGGCACGCACACGACAAGCACGGCGGGUGGCAACACAGGCGUGGAGGUGAAGCUGAACGGGGUGUCGUUUGGGACAGCCAGUGGCAUGGCGCCACGUGCACGCGUGGCCAUGUAUAAGGUGUUCUGGGCGACGCAGGAGAACGGGAGGGACAACUGUGAUGGGUCGGACAUUCUCAAGGCCGUUGAUACAGCCGUGGCGGACGGCGUGGACAUCAUCAGCCUGUCGGUGGGCCGUCAGGCGCCUCUCUUCUUUGACGACGACGAGAUCAUAUACCUCAAUGCUGCUAGAGCAGGGGUGCUGGCAUCGGUAUCAGCGGGCAACAGCGGACCCACCACAGUGGGAGGCGCCUUCUUUCGCAGCAUUGGGCACCCCUCCCCCUGGAUGAUCACCGUUGCUGCCAGCUCCCACGGGCGCAACUACAUGACUGAUAUCACCGUCAAUGGGGACACGUUCUCGGGGCGGUCAAUGCAAGGAGGGGGCGAAGGGGAGCUGAUUCUGGGCAGGAACGGCGUGAAGGCUGGAGGGAAUUCCUGGAUGGCCGGUGUGUGUGCAUCAGGCACCCUCGACCCAGCCAAGGUCUCGGGUAAAAUCGUGGUGUGUCGACGCGUAUCCCAGUUUGGAGGGUGGAGCUCAGAAGACCUCCUCCCUAUAAGCAUCACCGUUAAGAAGGCUGGCGCUGCUGGUGUGAUCAUAUACAACGCGGAUAAGGCAGAUCGUGUGGUGGCUGUGCUGCACCCAAUCCCCGCGUGCCACCUGGACCGGUACACUGGCAAGCGGCUCGUGAAGCUUCUGGGAAACUCCACAGGAAUCAAAGCCACCAUCUCGUCAUCAUACAUCAAGAAUCUGCCAGCGCCCACCAUCACGUCCUUCUCCUCCACGGGACCCAACGUCGACCCCACCCUGGACGCCCGCGAGGGCGGCAAGUACUCCUUCGGGUACAACGACGUCUUAAAGCCCGACAUCACCGCACCGGGGCUCGAGGUGUGGGCCGGGUGGACCCAGUCACCCUUCCAGGAGCCCUACGGGAUCGCCUCAGGCGUGGUCCCUGCUGCCUCCAUGUCCCACCUCCUGAUCAGUGGGACUUCCAUGUCCUGCCCACACAUCUCCGGCCUCGCCGCAAUCAUCAAGGGGAAAUACCCCAACUGGUCGCCCUUUGCCCUCAAAUCCGCGCUCAUGACCACGGCGUACACCCUAAACAACAAGAACAAGCCGAUUUACUCGGCCGGGCAGCUACGAGCAGCAGACCCAUUUGAUUAUGGCACGGGACACGUUGACACGUUUAAAGCCCUGGACCCAGGGCUAGUGUACGACUCUACAGUGCUGGAGAAUGUGAAGUUUCUUAUAGCGGUUGAUGCAGUGGAUGUGAAGCAGACGUCGGCGUACUGGGCGGUUGCCAAGGACAAAAGGACGCCGCUGGACCAUCCGUACAAUCUAAACCAGCCAAACAUCGCAGUGAGCAAUCUCCGGGGAUCUACCACAGUAACACGGACCCGAGCCGCCAUGUUCAAGAACUUUUACGGCCAAUCGCAGCCGCCGAGGUCGCCGUCGAAGCCGCCCGAUGCGGCGGCGAAGUUCCUCGCGCACUCGCGGAGCAUGCCGCCCUUCCGCAACCCCGCGGCCGCAGGCGGAGCGGGAGGCCUCGCCCCCCCGCUCCCCACGGCGCUCUCGACCUCCUCCUCCGCCUCCGCUACCCCGAUAUUCAACGACGAGCCGACGAGCGACAUCCAUAUUGAGAUUUUAAACCGUAAAGGGGAGCUGCACGCGGUUCUUAAUCUCCACACCUCCGUGCUCCGCGAGCAGAGCGACUAUUUCUUCAACGCGCUCGCGAAGCGCGCCGUGCGCGAUCCGAUCCAGGGCGCGACGAUCUCGCACGACGCCGCGGGGACCACCUUCACGAUCCAGGCCAGCGGCCACGUGGCAGACCCUGACGCUUACGUGUCAACCUUCCGCAUGUUCUACCUAGAAGAAGAGGAGCUUCCCGAUGAAAUCCAGUGCUUAGGCUCCGUAUGGCGCGUUCUAGAAACCCUAGUAGUUUCGUCGGAGCUGCAAUUUCACAUGUGCACGAGCGCGUGCGUGGAUUAUCUCGAGUCUGUACCGUGGAACGACGAUGAGCUGGAGGAGAUCCUACGGUUGGUGUCGCAGCUGGAGCAUCUGCAGGACGCGCGCCCGAUCCUCGACCGUCUGCCGGUGCGCACGUGGGACGAGGAGAGCAUCUCCGACGCGCUUCGGAUCCUGCUCAUCCGCGCCGUCGCGUUUCACGACAGCCGCCAGGGCGCGGGGAAGGCGGAGGGGGAAGAGUCCGCGGGGCGGGGGGUGGCGGGGGCGGGGAGGGGCGGCGGAAAAACGGCGGAGGUGGCUCCGGGGACGAUUGAGUGCCGAGAGGCGGCGAGCGCGAUUCUGCGGAACCGCCAUGAGCCGACGCUUAGUCUUAAGACCAAGAAGGCUGUUCUUAGAGAGACGUUCGUCGAUCUCCUACAGUGCCUUUGGUCCGAGCAGCGGGAGUUAAAGCGUAGAAACUCGUCGUGCACGCGCGCCGCGGCGGCCGCUAUGGCGGGAUCGGGCGGGGGCGCGGGAGGCGGAGCGCCCAGCCCGUCCCCGCGCACCCCUAGAGACGCUCCGCUUCCCGUCCCCGCCACGUCCCCCGCAGGGGCGCGCGGGGAAGCCUCCCCCGCCGCGCAGCAUGACGCCCCUGCGCCGUCCCCGCGCCCGCGGGGGGAGGAGCAGGCAGGCGGGGGCGGGGGGGGGCUGAGCGGGAACGACGAGGGGAUGCUGGAGAUGGUAUACGGCGCGCAGGGCGCGCUGACGUGGCUCGUGGGGCUCAUGCUCGAAUUCGCCAUGGCGGACGAGGUCUUUAAGUGGCUCGCCACUGAUAACGAGUUCGUCUCGCAGGUUCGGCAGAGCUGCUCCCUGACGCAGCGCCAGGCUCGGGCCGAGCCUGCCGAGGCCGAGGGCCUGCUGGCAGCCCAGGCUGUAGAGGCGGGGGGUGCGGAGGGGGGUGGCGGAGGAGGGAGAGGCGGAGGGGGGAGCGGAGGGGGAGGUGGGGAGAGGGAGGAGGAGAGUUGGUUCAGCCUGUCGCAUGCGUAUCGCAAGUGGCUCAUACGGUUGGGCAGGCCGUGUUGA
Closterium sp. Yama58-4 is the source of this 3972-nucleotide messenger RNA. NCBI's taxonomy places the organism in Eukaryota, Viridiplantae, Streptophyta, Zygnematophyceae, Desmidiales, Closteriaceae. The record is from the annotation of a GenBank genome assembly.